UUCUCUAGAUGUCGUAUGUAAGUUUAAUUGCUCACCACUAGGGUCGCAUUCUUCUGCGAUCUUCUGCUGCACGUGUGGCUGAAGUGUGUAACGUUCUUCGUUCUCGGCAUUUUUGCUUUAUUUUUUCAAUCAAAUUUGAUUGUUACUCACAUUAAUUCAUAAAGAUCAUGGCUGCUCAAUUUUUUAAUCGAAUUAGUCAACUGGGUGUUGGAGUUGCCUUAACUGCUGGAGUUAUUAAUUCCGCAUUGUACAAUGUUGAGGGAGGCCACAGAGCUGUUAUUUUUGAUCGUUUCUCUGGUGUGAAAAAUGAAGUAGUAGGAGAAGGCACACAUUUUUUUGUUCCUUGGGUGCAGAAGCCAAUCAUCUAUGACAUUAGGUCCCGACCAAGGAAUGUACCAGUUAUCACUGGCAGCAAAGAUCUUCAAAAUGUAAACAUUACUUUGCGUGUCCUGUUCAGACCUGUCCCAACUUCUCUCCCUAAUAUCUACAGCACCUUGGGCAUUGAUUAUGAUGAGCGUGUGCUCCCCUCUAUUACAAAUGAAAUCCUGAAAGCUGUUGUUGCCCAGUUUGAUGCUGGAGAAUUGAUCACUCAGCGUGAAGUCGUAUCCCAGAAAGUUAGCGAAGCUCUAACGGAAAGAGCUGGACAGUUUGGCUUAAUCUUGGACGAUAUCUCCAUUACGCACUUGACUUUUGGCAAAGAAUUUACCCAAGCUGUUGAGUUAAAACAAGUUGCACAACAAGAAGCUGAACGAGCUCGUUUCCUUGUAGAAAAAGCCGAACAAUUAAAGAAAGCUGCAGUCAUUUCAGCAGAAGGUGACUCCCAAGCCGCUUCUCUUUUGGCCAAAGCCUUUGGUGAUGCUGGUGAAGGUCUCGUCGAACUUCGACGAAUUGAAGCUGGCGAAGAUAUUGCUUACCAAUUGUCCAAAUCUCGAAAUGUUGUCUACCUGCCAAAUGGCCAGCAGACGCUUUUGUCGCUACCGCAGUAACGAAUUUAGUCCUAUCAAGUUUUUGUAUCGUAUGGGGCGAAAAAGGUUUCGGUACGAGGUCAGUUAAUAAGUUAUUAGCACAUUUUUCUGAAUGCUAUUUCAUUGACUGGUCACGUUUCGAAAAAAAAACUAAUCAUUCGAUGUUUCCGUAGACACUUGUCAUCUAUUCAUAGAAAUACAAUAAAUAAUUGUA
Messenger RNA from Daphnia pulex (common water flea), 1179 nucleotides. It is a transcript of the gene Phb1, whose product is annotated as protein l(2)37Cc-like. Gene Ontology annotation, biological process: mitochondrion organization. The record is from RefSeq and is a predicted model, not a curated record. The transcript is spliced from 7 exons. Gene Ontology annotation, cellular component: mitochondrion; membrane. Bases 168 to 986 code for a protein of 272 amino acids. Lineage: Eukaryota; Metazoa; Arthropoda; Branchiopoda; Diplostraca; Daphniidae.